Symbiodinium sp. CCMP2592 is the source of this 489-nucleotide messenger RNA. NCBI's taxonomy places the organism in Eukaryota, Dinophyceae, Suessiales, Symbiodiniaceae. The record is from the annotation of a GenBank genome assembly.
AUGGAAGUCCUUCUGUCUCUUGGGCUGUUCCUGCUGGUGGCAGCAGCUGCUGUCAUCUUCUUGCUCAAGCCGUACUUCGACUGGAGGGCCAGUUGCGAUAAGUCCCUCGAGUCUCAAGUCUCAAGGACUUCCUUCCAAUGCGUCCCUGGCGAGCUCAUCCCACCAGCUUGGAAGGCGCCAGAGGUGACUUUGUCUGUGAUCGUGCCCGCCUACAACGAGGAGUACCGGGUGCCGCAGAUGCUGGACGAGACGCUGACCUAUCUAGAGGGGCGCGGUGCAUCGUCUUCCUUCUCUUAUGAGAUCAUCGUGGUGGAUGAUGGCAGCAGUGACAACACUUACGCUGCAGCUCUGUCUGCAAGCACGGCAGCUUCGCUUCGUCAUGGUGAAGUGAAGAUAAUACAGCUGCUCGCCAACCGUGGCAAGGGCUUUGCUGUCCGCGCGGGUAUGCUAGCCGCACGAGGCUUUCUGUGCCUGCUGCAUGUUUCGUAG